This is a messenger RNA of Onychostoma macrolepis, 1285 nucleotides long. RefSeq names its product matrix metallopeptidase 19 (gene mmp19). The record is from RefSeq and is a predicted model, not a curated record. The transcript has 9 exons. Gene Ontology annotation, biological process: proteolysis; extracellular matrix organization; collagen catabolic process. NCBI's taxonomy places the organism in Eukaryota, Metazoa, Chordata, Actinopteri, Cypriniformes, Cyprinidae. Gene Ontology annotation, cellular component: extracellular matrix. Bases 62 to 1285 code for a protein of 407 amino acids. Gene Ontology annotation, molecular function: metalloendopeptidase activity; zinc ion binding.
GUUUGGAUAUCUAGAUACUCCACUGAACCCAGAAGCUCAGAGAGAUUCCAGUGAGGGGGCUAUGAAAGUGGCUCUCAGUCUUUUUCAGAGGGUGUCAGGGCUGGCAGUCACUGGAAAUCUUGACAGAGCUACUCUUCUUAAAAUGAGGCAGCCACGGUGUGGUGUUGAGGACCCCUUUAACCAAAAGUCUUUAAAAUACAGGAGAUUUGGAUUUUGGCGAAAGAAAAACUUAACAUUUCGCAUUCACAAUUACACACCUGACAUGGGGAAAACUGAAACACAGACAGCCAUACGCUCAGCAUUUAAAUACUGGAGUGAUGUCACCCCACUCAGCUUUAAAGAGAUUAAUCAUGGAUUUGCUGAUAUUCGAAUCUCAUUUCACAAGAGAGAUGGCUGUCCUUCACCUUUUGAUGGUCCUGGCCAUGUUCUUGCCCAUGCUGAAGCCCCUCCAUCAGGAAUAGUUCACUUUGAUGAAGAUGAAUUCUGGACUGAAGGGAAGUAUUAUGGUUCCAAUCUGCGUAUUGUUGCGGCUCAUGAGAUUGGGCAUGCUCUUGGCUUGGGGCAUUCUCAGUACAGCAGUGCUCUUAUGGCAGCACACUACACUGGUUACCAAGCCAAUUUUAGACUGCACAUUGAUGAUAUCAGAGGAAUCCAAGCAAUAUAUGGUAAGCCUUAUGAAUAUCCCACUACCAUGGCCCCGUUCCCCAGGGGUGAUAUGCUAGAUCCAUGCGCUGCUAAACUUGAUGCUAUAAUGCUGGGUCCCUCACAUAAGACAUAUGCUUUUAGUGGGGAUUAUGUGUGGACAAUAACAGAUAUGGGCCAUAACUCUCCGGUAAAAAUAAGUUUGCUAUGGAAGGGGCUUCCAGGAAACCUGAAUGCAGCUGUAUAUUCCCCAAGAACCAACAAGACAUACUUCUUUAAAGGUGAAAAAGUCUGGAGGUUCACAAAUUACCGCCUUGACUAUCGAUACCCCAAACCUCUAAAAAGAAUCCCUGCCAACAUUGACGCUGCUUUGUAUUAUGAGAAGAACAAGAAAAUUUUCUUUUUUAAGGGCUCAGGCUAUUGGCAGUGGGAUGAAAUAGUUUAUAAUGACCUCAGCAUUUAUCCCAAACCCAUUUCACGUCUGUUUACUGGCAUCCCAUCAAAUCCUGAUGCAGCUUUCACAUGGACCAAUGGGAAGAUGUAUUUCUUCAAAGGUGACAAGUACUGGCGCUUAAAUGAGCAAUUGAUUGUUGAUUCUGGAUACCCACUCAGCAAGCGUGUCCGCUGGAUGAGGUGCAACUAA